GCCAGAGAGCCUAAAAUGUCGACCGGUGGCACUAUACACAAUUAUUAUGUUGAUUCGUUGAUAGGACAGGAGACAGAGGACUUAUACGCGGCUAGAUAUGCUCAAGGAGCUCACAGCACAGCCUCAAGGCCAUCAGGUGUAGCAGACAGUUCAGAUUUCUCUUCCUGCAGUUUUACCCCCAAGUCAACAGCAUUUUCAAAUCCCUGGUCUCCCGUCCAUCCUCAGUCCUCUGCCGCCGUUGCAGGAAUCUAUCAUCCUUACAUGCAUCAAUCGCAUCUUGCAGCUGGAGACAGCAGAUACGUGCGCUCAUGGUUAGAACCACUUUCCAGUUCAGUCUCUUUCCCCGGAUUCCAUCCCAACGGCCGGCAUUACGGGAUCAAGCCAGAAACUUUGUCAACCAAGAGGACUGAGAGCUCUUCCUUUGAGCUGCAAACCCUCAGCCUGCCAGAAUUCACUUGCGGCUCCUACUCAGAGUGUAGGGAGAAGCUUCCCAAAGAGCUUGGCUGCGCUAGCUCCGAGAUUACGAGCAACAGUGAGCACAAGGAGGAGAAACAACAGCAACUUGACCCAAAUCACCCCGCAAUAAAUUGGAUCCAUGCUCGCUCUACCAGGAAGAAACGCUGCCCUUAUACCAAGUACCAGACGCUUGAAUUAGAAAAGGAGUUUUUAUUUAAUAUGUAUCUCACCAGAGACCGGCGUUACGAAGUUGCUAGAAUUUUAAAUCUUACCGAGCGACAGGUAAAGAUUUGGUUUCAAAACAGAAGAAUGAAAAUGAAAAAGAUGAACAAAGUGAAAAAUAACGAAGAACCAUGAGUGAACAUCCGUAUCUAAGCGAUAGAUCUGAAAAUCCUACAAACAGACUGUGUAAAAAGUGUAUUGUCUAUCUAGUGGUGCCUAUUCAAAGCACGGUCUAUGUUUCCCAGUGUUGUACAGCUCCGGAGCAAUCCUGUGUUUAAAUAACUGACAUUUGUGUAGAGACUCCCUGAUUUGCUGCUAUUUGGUUACAUUAAACGGAAUUUAAUCUGAU
This is a messenger RNA of Carcharodon carcharias (great white shark), 1027 nucleotides long. RefSeq names its product homeobox D9a (gene hoxd9a). Gene Ontology annotation, cellular component: nucleus. The record is from RefSeq and is a predicted model, not a curated record. Gene Ontology annotation, biological process: anterior/posterior pattern specification; embryonic skeletal system morphogenesis; DNA-templated transcription. Bases 16 to 813 code for a protein of 265 amino acids. The transcript is spliced from 2 exons. Gene Ontology annotation, molecular function: DNA-binding transcription factor activity, RNA polymerase II-specific; RNA polymerase II cis-regulatory region sequence-specific DNA binding. NCBI's taxonomy places the organism in Eukaryota, Metazoa, Chordata, Chondrichthyes, Lamniformes, Lamnidae.